This is a messenger RNA of Colias croceus (clouded yellow), 1924 nucleotides long. Its product is annotated as NEDD8 ultimate buster 1-like. Lineage: Eukaryota; Metazoa; Arthropoda; Insecta; Lepidoptera; Pieridae. The transcript has 13 exons. The coding region runs from base 78 to 1895 and encodes 605 amino acids. Gene Ontology annotation, biological process: regulation of ubiquitin-dependent protein catabolic process. The record is from RefSeq and is a predicted model, not a curated record. Gene Ontology annotation, molecular function: protein binding.
AACAGAAAAAUAAUAUUUUGAUAAUUUGCAACUCAUCUCCUGCAAUUAUAUCUUUCAAAGACCUGAAUAAGACUACCAUGGAAGCUAAUCUGGAGCACGAGGAUUUGUUGAUUAAGCUGCGGGCUAAACUAAACGAUGGCAAAAUCAAGCUUUGGGAGCCGCCGUACACUUCUGUUAAUGGAGAAAUUUCACAAAGCUUUCAGGAGCUAUCCAGCAAACUGGCUUCUGAACUAUCAUUGGACGAGAGUAUCAUCCGUGAAGGGCUCCUAGAGUUACAACAGCACUCGGUAGAGAGGUCCAAAGCUAAUGAGGAGUACAAGGAGACUGGCUGUGCUACCCUUAGGGUUAAAGCAACGGGAAAGGGUGACAAGGGAACGAUUAAAGUGAUGAAGAAGCUCGAUGUGAUGGGAUCGGAGCUGGUGGAUACUGUUGCUGCAGUCCUGGGCAUCGAACCUGCAAAAUUGAAAUUAAUAUUCAACGGCAAGCUAAUCAAACCUGACUUACGUUUAGAAGAACAAGGCGUCAAGAAUGGGAUACAACUGAUGGCGUUGAUAAUGACAGAAACCCCCGAGGAAGCAAAAAAAGAAGAUGAUAUGUACAUGCAGGUGAAGGGCACUUUGGAAGACGCCACACUUCUGUCGGAGUGUAUGGAUGAGCUCAUCGAGGAGGAUGAAUAUAUGAAUCUAGAAGACCAAACGGGAAAGUCGAUAGAUCUACCAAAGUCAGAACGUAGGUCUCUCUUUGUGGGCCUGGCGCUGCACGAGAGAGGCCGCACUUGUAUCAAGAAGCGAGACUAUUCUCUGGCUUUGGUGUUGCUCCUGGAAGCUGAUCGGCAGCUGUGCGAGUGCCGUGCGCAAAUUCUGAACACGGUGGACAAUUACGCAGUCCUCCAGCUGGACAUAGCGUGGUGCUACCUCUGUCUGCAGAGCCUGCAAGCAGCCAAUGAUGCAGCAGAACGCCUGGCCAAAGCUGAAGUGUCUUUCAAGGCUACAUAUGGAGAGGAUCAUCGGAGACUUAUCGAGUUGAAGGGGACUGAUGCAAAUGAGCGUGUCUUGUUCAUGCGUCUAUAUCUUCUGCAAGGCAUUGUGGCGUAUCACCAGAACAAGAGAGAUCGCGCCGCUGAACUGCUCCUCAAAGCGGAGAAGGAACUCACCGACUUGCGAGUGGACGACGCAUCAGUUCAAACACUAAUGGAGCUAGGCUGGUCACGUGGCCAAGCGUGCAGUGCGCUGCGGGCCUGCGCCGGAGACCUGCCGCGUGCGCAGGCGCAUCUUGAUUACGCACGUGCGCAGAGGGAUAGAGCUAGGAUACAGCAUAGGGAGGAGAGGGAGCAGCGCCUGCUCGGCGUGUGCGCGGACGGCAGCCCCGUAAGCAAGCGGCUGGUGGAGAGCCUGCAGGCGAUGGGCUUCCCGCGCGAGCUGGCCGUGCUGGCGCUGCGCAACGCCAACAACAGCGUCGCUGAUGCUGUGCGCGUCAUACAGGAGCAGCCUGAGCUGUUGGAUGACAGUGACAUGGAUGAUGCGACGCCAUCUUAUGCGUCGUUGAAUAUUGAUCAAGCUCUGGUUGAUGAGCUACAAUCAAUGGGCUUCACGCUAGAGCAAGCGCUAAGUGCUCUACAUUCUACAGGCAACGAUGUGCGCGCUGCACUCGACAUACUUAUGCCUUUGAACCCCGCCGCCGCUUGUAAUAUGGAAGUUGAUCCCCCGAACCCUUCGACCAGCUCUGGCGUCAACCGCAAGCGGCAGAAGAAAGAGGAGAGGUUAAGGAAAAAGAAAGCCCGCGACAUGGCGGUGCGUCGUCUCCGUCAGAGCAUCCAUCAGGAAGAUGACGAUUAUCUCACAAGCACUUUAUCUGAAGAGGAACACUAUCUAGUGCAGUACAAGUCGCUGCUGUAAAGGGGGGGUUGUAUAUGAAGGGGGGGGGA